Andrographis paniculata is the source of this 1429-nucleotide messenger RNA. Its product is annotated as PHD finger protein ING2-like. NCBI's taxonomy places the organism in Eukaryota, Viridiplantae, Streptophyta, Magnoliopsida, Lamiales, Acanthaceae. Bases 490 to 1269 code for a protein of 259 amino acids. The record is from RefSeq and is a predicted model, not a curated record. The transcript is spliced from 8 exons. Gene Ontology annotation, cellular component: nucleus.
UUCGAUGUGAUCUGAACGACGUGAUUUUUCAUUCUUUUAUUCUUAACAAAAUAUGGGUUUGGCCUUUAUGAUGUCUGUACGAUUUAUUUGUGGAGAUGUUAUUAGGGUUUAAAUUUGUUCCGCUUUAGAUGAAUUCUGUCUCUCCCCGGCUUUGAAUCGUGAUUGAAUUUUCUUUGUUAUAAUCGCAACUCUUUGGUUAAUUUCGUAUUCCUGGAAGCUGGAUAUUCUCGAAUUGAACCACUUGUACGUAUGCGUUCUGAGAGGGUAAUGUAAGGCAGGAAUGAGCUUGAGCAAUGCUUGUGUGCAGAUAUGUGGUAUUGUGCAUUAUUCUGUAGUUGUUCAAAGUAUUUGCCAAUCAGAUGUAUUUGACUGAGAGAUUAUAUCCAGGCUAUUUUAACCAGUAGUAUUCAAUACAUCAUCAUUAUAUCUGUGUUUGAUCCUUGGUCUUGUGGUUUCUGGGACGAAUUCAACUAAUUGACCUGGAAAAAUAUGACAAUUGCCAGAACUGGAGUAUUUGUGGAUGAUUAUUUGGAGUAUUCCAGCACGUUGCCUGCAGAGCUUCAAAGGCUUCUCAACACUAUUCGAGAAUUGGAUGAGCGUUCCCAAGCAAUGAUAAACCAGACAAGGCAGCAAACCAAGUAUUGUCUGGAUGUGGCAUCUCAAGGUGGCUCCACUUAUGGGAGAAAUGAUGAGGAUGAGGCUUUCGAAAAGCUUCAAAAAGAGAUUGAGGCAAACCAGGACAGUGCUGUUAAACUUUGCACCGAGAAGAUUCUCUUAGCGCAGCAAGCUUAUGACCUUAUUGAUGGUGACAUAAAACAUCUUGAUGGGGACCUGAGCAACUUUGCAGAUGAUCUAAAACAAGAAGGAAAAAUUCCACAUGAUGAGCCAAUUGUUCUUCCUCCAUUGCCAUUUGUUCAGAAAGCAGAAAAGCGUAGAGUUGUUUAUGUAACACCUCAAUCGAAGAGGCUUGAUAACAGGGAUAGUUGGGAUAGGGAGCGUGACAGAGACUCCGAUCUUUUGCCUCCUCCUCCUCCUGGCGUUGCCUUUAGGAAAGACUUUGCUUCAUCUACUGAACUGGAUCAGCCCAUAGAUCCAAACGAACCCAUCUACUGUGUCUGCAACCAGGUAUCUUUUGGUGAUAUGAUUGCUUGUGACAAUGAUAAUUGCCAAGGAGGUGAAUGGUUUCACUAUUCUUGCGUUGGUCUGACCCCGGAGACUCGGUUUAAAGGAAAGUGGUUCUGCCCCACCUGCAGGCAACUACUGCACUGAUUCGAUUCAUUCGUUAUUGCCUGCCUGCCUGCCUAACUUUUAGGGAGGUUAUUCUGUGAGUUCUUACAUUACAAUCCCUGAAUGAAUAAUUUCUGCUGUGAUAUGAUAUGAUAUAUAUGAGUGAGCACAGAUGAAGAAUCCAAUCCAUUUCUGCAUUGAU